AUGACAGCCUUGAUAUGCAGUAAACUGGGGCUGCCAAUCAGUACGACACACUGCUUGGUAGGAUCAGUGGUAGCCGUAGGUGUCGUGAAAUCGCGGAAAAACAUCGAUUGGUCCAUAUUCAGAAAUAUCGUCAUAUCUUGGGUUGUUACCCUACCAGUUGCUGGACUAGUAUCCGCUGGUAUAAUGCUUCUGCUCAAGUUUGCUCUCUAG
Strongylus vulgaris is the source of this 210-nucleotide messenger RNA. NCBI's taxonomy places the organism in Eukaryota, Metazoa, Nematoda, Chromadorea, Rhabditida, Strongylidae. The record is from the annotation of a GenBank genome assembly.